This is a messenger RNA of Cladophialophora yegresii CBS 114405, 1224 nucleotides long. RefSeq lists its product as uncharacterized. The coding region runs from base 1 to 1224 and encodes 407 amino acids. The transcript has 2 exons. The record is from RefSeq and is a predicted model, not a curated record. Lineage: Eukaryota; Fungi; Ascomycota; Eurotiomycetes; Chaetothyriales; Herpotrichiellaceae. Gene Ontology annotation, molecular function: protein dimerization activity.
AUGUCAUACUCGCAGUCGCGACCACCGUCACAAAAUCACCCUUCAUACCAACGGACCCCAUACGACAACAUUCAACCAGUAUCGCAGCCUGGCUGGAAUAGUUCCGACGACAUUGGCCCACCAUCAUCCGCAGCAGCAGCAGCAGCAGGAGUCUUUGAGAACUACACCCAGUUUCCACGCGAUGCUCGGGGCUACAACGAUGCCAGCGUCCUGCAUGCAGAGGAGCAGAUCCCUCAAUCGUCAAACUACUCGCAAUACCUAGACUUCGGUUCCCUGGAUACUGGUCCAACUGCUGCCGGUGGAUCCAGCCCGGGCGUAAUGUCCCAGCCAUUGUUCGGAGCCAAUCCAAUCGCGACAGUCAACCCUGAACAAUAUGCCGACAUUGCGAUCAAAACCGAGCAGAUCGAGCCUGGACAACUAAUACAACAAGAGGCAAACCAGUCCGUGCCUGCCUACUCACCGAGCAUGAACCUGAACCUCAACUUACAAGACAACGGUACCCUCGCACGGAUUUGCGGCGACAUCCCCACAUGCGCACAUAUCCUCGAAAGCCCCGACCUCGAUAUGGAAGAUCUCAACCUCUGCGAAUGGCAUCCUUCUUCGACGUUGUCGCCGGUCGAAAUGGAUAACCAGCUCAAUGACCCGCCCCGAAAACCAAAUGCCAAGGACGGCACCGGCAUCGGCACAUCGACGUGGAGCAGCAGCAGUAGUGCAGCCACCACAGCUGCCGCGGUCACUUCCAGCAAGAAACCGCGCAAACGAGGCCGAAAACCCAUGGCCGACGACGACGACGAGGCCCAAGCCCGCGCCAAACAAGCCCACUCGAUCGUGGAGCGCCGAUACCGUGACAACCUUAACGGCAAGAUCAUGCAGCUGCACCGCACGCUCAGCUCCAUCGCGGGAGGCAACCAGAACAGGGAGGCGGACUGUCUCCCUGACGGAGACGAGCUCAUACAAAAGCCACAGGACAAACGCACCGGUGGAGGCAUAGGCGCACGGGUGCGCAAAUCGGACGUCAUGACCGAUGCGGUGAAUUACGUGCAUCAGUCUGAGGUGCAGAUGCGACAUAUGGAGAACGAGAUCUCGCGCCUGACGGAACGGGUGAGGACGUUGGAGAAGUUGGUCCGGUGCGAGGAUUGCGUCGUGUUGAAGGAGAUGGUGAGGCGGUCGUUGCAGGCUCAGGGUCGAACGCAGGCGCAAGGACGUGCUCACCAGGGGAUGUAG